AUGUCCCCCUCUAUCCUUUCCUCCUCCGUGUCUACACAGAAAGACAUGGACGCGUUGCCAAUCGUCAAUUACCGCCUCAUAAACUUUGAUUCUGGCCUCUAUCGUCGGCAGAUCGAGCACUUUGAAUACUACUGGGGUCUCCAAAGAGGGGAGAUUGAUCUCUCCUCGCCACUCAACCACGUUCAGCUUCGCAGCGACAUGGCCGAACGUAUGGAUAGAUCCGAGUGGGCCCUUCUUCCCACUAAGCGAACUAUCGACACUAUCAAUGCUCUGUCUGAAUACAACAAAAGCGCAGACUUGCAUGAGAGGAAGCGGUUUACCGAAGAACUUCCUGAGCAGGAGUAUGAAUACGAGUUCGUGCCACUACACAUAGCCAAGCGAGACCGCCCCUCCAUUUACCUCAAACGAGGUUCCACCUCAAGGUCGAUCAACAAGGCCUACUCGAAGAUGCCUCGCAUCAAGUCGCAUGCGCAUCCACUGUUUGUCAUCUUUCGCGCGGACAGCCUUAUCCUUACUGGCUCUCCAUCGCUACCAAAGGUCAAGAAGGAACGACUUAGUACCCGCGCCUCCGAGUCCGGGUCCUCCAACAGCGACACGGGCACCACUUUCUCGGCAGUCGAUCUCCGCGAAUGGUUGAGCUCUAUCAGCCCGGCGAAGACGAAGCGCGCACCUCCCCCAUCACCGGGCCGGGACGCUGUUCUCGGUCGAUAUCGCAAGGAACCCGCCCGCGCCCCCGCCAACGCCCUUCGUGUCUCAACGUUCUAUGUUUUCGGUGGACUGGUGGGAGGCGUCGAUGACGGUAACAAUCGGGCUGUCUACAGCAGCAACGACUGGGCGAGGCAUAACUAUCGCACAUGCCUAUGGGCCGACUCGCAGCGCAGGUCGACGGGCUGCGCGGCUUUGCGGCGCCCGUACUGUGCGCCACCAUGCCCGGUCGCCGGUCGGUCGUUCUGCGGAUGCAUCGCAAUCAAGGCCGACGUCUUGCACGGCGGGAAGAACUAUCAGAUGUCUUCGAGUGUAUGGUUGCGCGCGUUGUCAACGCAGCAAGAUAUGGAUGCGCUGCCGAUUGUCAGUUUCCGCCUUGUGGACUUGGACGCGGGCCUGUACCGUCGGCAGUUAGGUGAACUCGAUCUCGCGACUCCCCUCAACCAUAUUGAACGCGAAUGGACGCUAGUCGCCACCAAGCAGGUCUUGGACUCGAUCUCUAGACUGGUCGAAGUCAAUAGCAAGCUACUUCCGGAGAAAGUCUACGAGUACGAGUUCGUGCCCUUGACCCUGAAGGACUAUUCACGGUUGCCUCUCUACGUCGAUGACGGGACGUCUGUGAAGAAGAUGAGGGCGCCAUAUGCCCACCUACCUCGCAUCAAGUCUCGCGCGCACCCCCUCUUCGUAGCCUUCUGUGCCGACACUCGAUUCACCUCCUAUGAAACUUCCGAACGAUCCAAAGUAGGCCGGCUUGCAGGGCUCAUCGACGAUAUCAUACAUCCCUGGCGAGUUCCGCCUCCUCUUGAAUUCGUUAUUGUACCAGACAUAUGGAAGCCCCAUCGUCAUCCUCUGAGCGAUGAUGGCUCCGAGGCUCGCGCGGCUCUGAAAACCGUCAACCACGAAAGUCCACGGCAGCUAUUGCGCGCGCUACGGCGCUCGGCAAGGGCACCAUACCCCACGGCGAAGGCACCAGAUUCAAAGCCCUCCAUCUACGACUAUCGGCUGAAACCGACAUGCCCAAAGUCCGCUGUCCUGCCUCGCAGCGUUCUUUCCGGGCAAUCUGACGUUACCGAUGGAAGAGGCGCUGAAUACAUCGCAAGGGACGUUCAGCCUUGGCUGGACGAUGUCUGCCGCGAGGCGGACGGCGACACAGGCGACCUAGACGAUGACGAGAACGCGCAAUCAGACGCGUACGAGCGCGAGGUGGCCCGCGACCCCGAGAACGCGUUGAAGCCCACGAAGUUCACCAGCAUCGGCCGCGUCCUCAAGUGCGGCGCCUACGUCCGCGAUCGGUCGGGCUACUCAAGUAACGAUUGGGCGCUAUAUCUCUAUCGCAAGUGUCUGUGGUCUUCGAAGCCACCGUCGGGGAUCUACUAG
Messenger RNA from Schizophyllum commune H4-8, 2082 nucleotides. RefSeq lists its product as uncharacterized. The coding region runs from base 1 to 2082 and encodes 693 amino acids. The transcript is spliced from 10 exons. NCBI's taxonomy places the organism in Eukaryota, Fungi, Basidiomycota, Agaricomycetes, Agaricales, Schizophyllaceae. The record is from RefSeq and is a predicted model, not a curated record.